AUGGCAACAGUAAAUGAAUCAAAUAUAUGUUCAAUCUGUAAUAAAUUUUCAGCUAAAUAUUUUUGUAUUGGAUUAGAAUUAGCAGCAGAAAACGCUCAACAUCAACUUAUUGAAUUAAUUAAUAAACAAAAAAUACAAACAACAAAAGAACUUGAUUCAAUUACAAAGGAAAUUCGUUAUCGUCGAGAAGAAGAAAUUUUUGUCAAAAAUGAUAUUGAUCAACUUAAACUAAAAAUUAAUCAAUUACAAAAAAUAAUUUGA
This is a messenger RNA of Rotaria sp. Silwood1, 261 nucleotides long. NCBI's taxonomy places the organism in Eukaryota, Metazoa, Rotifera, Eurotatoria, Philodinida, Philodinidae. The record is from the annotation of a GenBank genome assembly.